AUGUUGGCUCGUUCACUAUCUUUGGGCUGCGCUGAUACGAUCUUGUAUGCUAGUCGUGCUGCAUUGUCAACGUCAAAGCCGACUGGCAAAAGAGUCAAGACCUUCGAAAUCUACCGCUGGAAUCCCGACACGCCAGGAACCAAGCCGCAGCUGAAGGUCUGA
Molecule: messenger RNA, 162 nt
Organism: Cooperia oncophora
Lineage: Eukaryota; Metazoa; Nematoda; Chromadorea; Rhabditida; Trichostrongylidae
Source: the annotation of a GenBank genome assembly